Orbicella faveolata is the source of this 6782-nucleotide messenger RNA. RefSeq names its product zinc finger MIZ domain-containing protein 1-like. The record is from RefSeq and is a predicted model, not a curated record. NCBI's taxonomy places the organism in Eukaryota, Metazoa, Cnidaria, Anthozoa, Scleractinia, Merulinidae. Gene Ontology annotation, biological process: regulation of transcription by RNA polymerase II; protein sumoylation. Gene Ontology annotation, molecular function: zinc ion binding; SUMO ligase activity. Gene Ontology annotation, cellular component: chromatin.
GUUUCAUAACCUCUCCCCUCUGUUAAGUAUGAUAAAUUGAAAUAACCUUGUUUUUGCCAAAAGAGACCGAAUUAAAUGUGCUGAAUCAUCGAUAACCGUCGAGUCCAGCUGGUUGUGCCACCUGUUUAUGCCGCUGUUGUUGUUAAAGGCAAAAAAAAUAAAGUGCUUUCCCAAAGCAGCAGACUUUGGUGGAGUUUCAAUUAGCUCAUUUUAGCUGUUCGUUGUGGACAUGUACUGGUUAAACACCCGGCCAGACCAGUUUAGAUUUGAACACCGCCUAGACUUCCAUUAAACACUUCUGGCCGGCUCCUAAUGAACUUACUAAUAUUAAAUUGUAAAGAGCGUUGUUUCGUGUACUUUCGACUUGUCGAUUCCGGUAACCCUAUAGCGCAUUACAACACACAACAAUAAAAACCCUCUCGAGUUCAAUGCAAAAUCACAUCAAGAACGGCCUAAGUUUGGUUCUAGCGCAUUUCAUUGGCUUUUGGUGGUGUUUUGAGACUCACAUGUCCCCCGGGAGUCACGCGAACAACACAACAGGAAAUGAUGUCGAUAUUCAUUUGAUGUUGGUCAAAACAUCGCCGCUGAGCCAUGGCGAGCACUCAUCGCUGAAGGCCUUGAGUUCUGUGUAUAUCUCCUUCCAUGCGUGUGUGAUUCACCUCAAUCCGAAGUUUCAAACACGCCACGUGGUCUUCAAUUAUCGAAAGGCCUUAGCCUUGAGUCAGGGAAAAUCCAGUGACGAUAGGUAGGUCAGUGAAUUUUCUUGUGGAUGGAGCUUGAAUACAUAGACUUGGAAACUACUGGAAUUACCAGUACAGGUGCUGGAAUGAGCCUGAGUAUGGAGCGGCACAUUCAACAAACCAAUGAAAGACUGCAAUGCAUAAAACAGCACCUCUCCUCACCACAAGGGUUCCAGACAUCGGCAAGGGAACUUCUGGAAUGGUGUGGGGAUGUACGUGCCUUUCAGCGAGCAUUUGAGAGCAACUUGAUGGGAUGCCUCACAGUUGUGAGUCAAGUUGCAGCAAAUCCUGGUUAUGAUUUGGAUUUAGGCUACAGACUUCUAGCAGUCUGUGCUGCACAUAGAGACAAGUUCUCAACAAAGUCAGCAACUAUGUUAGGCGUGUGGUGUGAAGAUCUUGGCAGACUUCUGCUCCUACGACACCAAAAGCAAAGAAAUGUUGAUACGCAGAAGGCAACAGGCUAUCCCACAGGGCCGGCGAACAAGCUCACACAGAUGAAUCAGUUGAACCAGAUGAAUCAAUUAAAUCAGCUUGCCAACAAUGAUGCAUCAACCGUCAUGUGGCCACAGACUACACAGGGUCACGGUCAACAGCAGCCUUCCUUGUCUGUUGUGACAACAGUGUGGGGUGUCACAUCAUCUAUGACAAAUGGAACAGCCAACAUGACACAUGACCCAACUAAUCCAGGCAUUCCAACAACAAACACUGUCAACUCUGUGGGACAUCCAUAUCUUUCAACCUCUGCAAAUCCUAAACAAUAUGCACAAUCAGGUGGGUAUCCAGCAAGACCAGGAAGCAGGUUACCUCAAGAAACAACACCCACCGCAGCACAAAACUACAUGCAGAGGCAGAACAGUUACCCUGCGACUGCGAACACACCCAGUGUACCUCCAGGAAGUAACCAUUAUUACUCCCAGCAAAACUCUGUUCCACCCAAUGCAUCCCCCUUUCCACAACCCACUGCUAAUCCAGCAGCAGCUGCAGCAGCGGCUGCAGUUGCAGCAGCAGCAGCUACAGCAACAGCAACUGCUACAGCGACUGCCACAGCUGCCCUUCAGGAUCAGCAACAAAUGGGAGAGUAUGGAUUCCCCCCAGGACAAAACCAGUAUCCUCCCAAUCAAGCUGGUCACCCGCAACAUCCACCACCACCUUACCAGCGUAGCAACAGCUUUCCUCAAUAUCCACAGCCAUUUUCACAACAACAGCAGCAACAACAACAACAACCUGGAACCCAACAGGGAAUGCAAAAACCUAACUCAAACAUGAGCAGGGCACAAUAUUUGCAGGAGUUUAUGUUAAGAAAACAGCAACAGCAGCAACAACAGCAAAUGCAGCAGCAGCAACAACAGCAAAUGCAGCAGCAUUAUAAGCAACAAUAUCCUGGGCAGUAUGGGCAACAGGGUGGCUAUCAAAUGCCUUCCUACCCAGCACAGAGUGGCUACCAACAGCAGCCGACACCACCCCCUCCUUACACACCUAGCAUGAGUCCCAUGUCACAAAUUAACCAACAGAUGGGUCACAUGAUGCAGGGAAACUCAGUCAACCAAACAAUGGGACAGUUGAACCAGCCAAUGGGAGCACAGAUGGGCCAAAUUCCACCCAUGGGGCCAGUAAACCAGAUGUCCCAAGUCAGCCCCAUGGGCCAAGUGCCUCAAGUAGCACAGACUCCGCAGGUCCCACCAAUGGGCCAGGUGCCCCAACCAGGGAUGUAUGGUUCUCAUAUGCCACAACAAGGACCACGCCCCAUGGCAAGACGGCGCAAAAGUACGCUUCAGUACCAAAACUCUUCAAUGGCAAAUGCUUUAUCUCCACCAGUCACACCAGGAGCUAUACCUAGCCCCUACAUGAGUAUUAGUGACGCCAGCGGUAAUCCUUCAAACUGUUAUGACAUUAAACCUCAGAUUGUUCCUAACACUUCUCCGCCACAGGGUUACGAGGACAUCAAGCCUCCAAGGCUAAAUACUUUAUCAGGUGAAAAUGAUGUGAUAAGAUUAACCUUCCCUGUGCGAGAUGGCAUUGUGCUAGCUCCAUUCAGACUGGAGCACAAUUUAGCUGUCAGCAAUCAUGUGUUCCAUCUUAGAGACUCUGUUCAUCAGACACUUAUGAUGAGACCUGAUCUUGAGCUCCAAUUCAAGUGUUAUCAUCAUGAGGAUAAACAAAUGUACACCAACUGGCCAGCGUCAGUCACUGUCAGUGUGAAUGCUAAUCCACUUAUUAUUGAAAGGCAAGGGGACAACAAAACCUCGCAUAAACCUCUUCAUUUGAAGAAUGUGUGUAAACCUGGCAGGAAUACAAUACAGAUAACAGUAACAGCAUGCUGCUGUUCCCACCUCUUUGUCCUUCAGCUGGUUCACAGACCUUCAGUCAGUUCUGUUUUACAGAGCUUGUUGCGUAAACGCCUACUACCAGCUGAACACUGCAUCACAAAAAUCAAAAGAAACUUCUCGUUAUGUUCAUCUGCUGUUGGCGGCACUGAUGACAGUGUGGAACAAACAGCUAUCAAAGUAUCCCUAAAAUGUCCUAUCACAUUCAGAAGAAUAACUCUGCCAGCCAGAGGCCAUGAUUGUAAACAUAUCCAGUGUUUCGACUUGGAAUCAUACUUGAGAUUAAACUGUGAAAGAGGGAGCUGGAAGUGUCCAGUCUGUAGUAAAGUUGCCCUUUUGGAAGGACUUGAAGUGGAUCAAUACAUGUGGGGAAUCCUUACAACUUCCAGGUGUACGGAUGUUGAAGAAGUAACGUUCGACCCUAACAGUCAGUGGGAGCCUGUUCCUGUCAAACAAGAACCAAAAGAUGAAGAGUGUCAAGGACCACAGCCGGCUAAGAAGGCGCGUCCUUCACCUCCUGAUUCAUUACCUCUGUCUGGUGUCAGGACACCCACAUCCCAAAUGUCCAGUAGCAGUGGACACUACUCACCUUACCAAACACAACCACCGUCGAAUCCUGGUAUGGGUGUGCCCACUCCACCUGGACGGACACCUCCGGAGACGCAUGGUCCAUCUGGUGGAGGUCAGUUACAAGAACAUAACCCCAGUAACACAGGAACUACACAGGCGGCGACCACAUCCAGUGGUGAUAAGAUGACUCCGAGUCCAGUCACAAGUCAAGCCACGACCCAAAACAGCAAUCAUCCCAGAGGUCCUUCCACACCUCAAACUCCAGGGAGUCAUCCCGCUCAAAAAGGGGCCGCAGAAAGAACACAGCACCCCUCAGUCCUAUCCCAGGCUCCCGUGUCAGGCAAUGCUGACAGUAUUGCAGCUGACCUUGAACACGACAAUCUUCCGGAUGAGUUUAACUUUGGUGUCCUGGAAGAUCACAGUGGGGGAACAGAUGGAGUGGAAGGCGCUUUAGAUGUUUUACCAGGAACUCUCGACCCUGAAGAACUUUUUAACUACCUGACGCCGUCAGACCUUCCCAGCGAGGACAUCUUGUCCAUGUUCGAGUAACGGUGUGCUGGUGUUGUCGUCGACAGGAGAGGCCAUACUAGAAAUUUUUACUUUGCUUCUCGCAAAUAAAACGCAUGAUUCAUAUUUAGGUAAUAUAUUAUGUCUACUGUACGCAAUGCAUUGAUUGUCUUUGUCGCGCAUAGUAUAUAUAAACUUAUUCUUAGUAGAAAGUACUUUAUUGUCAUAUUAUAAGUUAGGAUUCAAAAGUAUUAGAUCAUGUUAUAGAAUGGUUUGUUCGGUUUUAGAUUAUAGUUCUACCUAAAAAUCGUUUUCAGCAAUUAGUAGCGAUAUUUUAGGAUUUUUUUGAAUGAUUCUUUUGUUUUUUUUUUUAUGAUUCAUACCUCUUCGAUGAUUUUGUGUUUGUUUUUAUAUAAGAAAAGUCAUGUUGUAAAGCAAUGGCAGAAAUUUCUCAGUAAUGGCACAAUUUUUAUCCUGGAGUUAACGCGGACAUGUUUUUACAAGUGAUGCAGCUAAAGGUAAUCUUAUUAUAGUGAUGUAGAAGCUGUGAUUUUGGGUCAAACUCAAGAACAAUAAUUUUAUUAUGCAAAGGACUAAAUAGAGUAGCUUUUGCCUGAUGUGAAUAGUACGAAACAGACUGUUUUUAUACCAUGCACUCGAGGUGUGAUGGACAGAGGGAAUUAUUAAUUAUUCCAACAUUUGGAAUACAUUUAGUAAAUGCUAUAAUAUAUGCAUAAAUAAAUUAAAGGGGGCAUGCAUCCCUAACUGUACACACGCAUAGAUUAAUAAAAGUAGUAUUCUUUCUUUUUGUUUUUAAUUGGAGGGAUAUAUAAAUUUUAGUUCAAUAAGUGCCGUAAAGUUGUAUUUGAAAAGAGCCAGUAAUAUCUUAUAACUAUUAUGGGAAAAAUGAUUUCCAGUUGCAUAAUCAUUAGAGAGAGAGAUGUGUAAGAGCUUUUUUUGCAGUCUCGGGGGCAAAAUAUUUCAUUAGGCACAUAGGAAGAACCAAGCUAACAAAUCCAGUCUUUCUGUCUCUCUCGUUCGUUGUUUGACCUGUUUCCCUUUGAAUUCUAUUGCCUGGCCUCUCAGAAUUAACACUGCUGGAAUUUGGGAAGCUCUUUUAUACCAAACGUUUUUCACUGCUUUAUGUUUGAAUCAUUCACCUGUCACUGAAAUGCGUCUUGAAGAUUUGUGAUUUGAUUUAGAUCAAAUCCUGCGUCUCGGUCUCUCAUCACUUUUUGUUUCCGAUUUCGUGCUGUACCUGAUUCUAACUAAGAAAGUGCAAAAGAAGAAACGUUUAUUAUUGUAAAUAUAGAAAUAGAGUACAAAAAUGUCAAUGAUGUCUUUUAGAAUAUAGAAUAUAAGCUGAGUGAAUUAGUUCUUGAUUUUCUUUUACUAAUCUAAAUUAACCCGUUUCUACGUAUGACGAUAUUUUGAAAUAAGUUACUGAUUUACUAACACUUUUUGUGGUUUCUUUUAAACUUUUUGUAUUUCUUAUCAAGUCUUACUUUUUCUGAGAUCUGUAAAAUGUCCUUGUUCUCUGAGAACUUUUUUCAGUCGGGUUUAGCUGUGUAAAGCACUGGGAACUCGCAAAAUAAUAGCUCUUUUUCCUCCUGCGAAGUGCUAUUUUUUAGGAUGUCUUGUUGCUUCCAAACUGGUUUCAAGCUUUGUGGACGUUUCUCCAGAAGACUUUUGAUAUCAACCGCGAACUACCACGAUCUCGAUUUCACUCUCCUCUCGUAUUUUUGUUCUACUUUUGAAAGCACGUUUCGAUCUUCUUGAGACCACUUUUCAUUUUAGCUAAAAUGCACGCGAAUAAUGUGGAUUUUAGAAGAGGUUAGCCAAAUUCGUCAGCUUUAAAAGGCGGUCAGUGAUUGCUUAAAACAUGGCUUUGUCGUGAUCAAGUCUUGAAAGUGCCUGUACGAAACCCGAGAGUAGACAUUGCGCCACCGUUUUGAACUUCCGAUAGACGGUUUAGGGAGAGGUCGGACGGUCCGCAGACCGUAUAGUGUACAUAAAAGUUAACAUGUAUUUAUAUACUUAUAAAUAUUGUAUAUCUAAAAUAUGAUUUAGCCUCUGUAAAUACAGUACAGGCGCGUAUAUGUGGAAAAAUGAGAUUAUCAGUAGUAAACUGUCCUGUGACCGUUGUUUUAGCCCGUUGGCUAUGCUAGUAAACGGUUUAAUUUAUAGAAGUGAAGUUAGUUUGGAUCACAUUUAGUGCAAGUUACCAGAUGAGCAUCACUUUGAAACAGUCGUCUGAAUUGAUGUUUCUUUUGAAGGGAAUCGAUUGGGUUUCGUUAAUAUGUUAUUCUCGAGCUGUAAAUGCGUAGCAAGAUAAUUACCAUCGUAUUAAUACAAAGUUCGUUGUACCGUGAAGGAAGGUUGUUCCGUACGCUGUUCAGAGUAGUGUGUUAGCCCUUUGAGUUAAAAGCUAAGCAAUUCGUCGUCCCUCUUGUUCUCGUGUAGUAUCGAUAGUAAAGUAGAUUUUAUACUUAUUUAUAACCUGAAGUUUACAACUACAGUUCUGUAGUGAAGAACAAAUUCUUACGAAGAAGGCUAUGAUAGACUUAUUAAAGCCGCCUGUAUGUGUAGAUAUUCUAUAUCUAAAUUUUAUAAGAAAUAAAGGCCAUGCAGUCAACUGAGA